This is a messenger RNA of Xenopus laevis (African clawed frog), 1619 nucleotides long. It is a transcript of the gene herpud1.L, whose product is annotated as homocysteine inducible ER protein with ubiquitin like domain 1 L homeolog. NCBI's taxonomy places the organism in Eukaryota, Metazoa, Chordata, Amphibia, Anura, Pipidae. Gene Ontology annotation, biological process: endoplasmic reticulum unfolded protein response; regulation of ERAD pathway; ubiquitin-dependent protein catabolic process. The transcript is spliced from 8 exons. The record is from RefSeq and is marked provisional. Gene Ontology annotation, molecular function: transmembrane transporter binding. Gene Ontology annotation, cellular component: endoplasmic reticulum membrane; membrane. The coding region runs from base 80 to 1171 and encodes 363 amino acids.
ACUGUACUAAGAGCUGGUUAGAAGGCUGCAGGAAGUUGGUUGAUAGGGGUACCGGAAGUGGCGUGUCAGUAGUACAGUCAUGUCGGACGGAGAAGUAACUUUGCUUAUACGGAGCCCUAGCCUUAGGCAGGAGGAAAGAGAGGUCCGUGUACCUCGUAAUUGUACUGUGCGUGAACUAAAAACACAACUACGACAAGAACUGCCAGGGGAACCGAUGGAACAAGAUCAGAGAUUGAUCUAUGCUGGAAAGUUGCUUCCUGAUCAUCUAAAGCUAAAUGAAGUUCUUUCUAUGGAGAGCAGACAUGUACUGCACCUUGUUUGUUCCAAACGGAUUCCUGUAAAUCAGGACAGCAGCCAACAUCCUGCAUGUACAUCUGCUCAACCUCACACUGUGAAUCCUGAGGCUGAUGGCAUUAGACAACGGAUCCCUCCACAAAACAAUUCUGCAGAGAAUGGCAACACAGCUAGGCCUCAAGAAGCAAGUCCUGCAAUUUCUGCUUACCCAGUAUACAGUCCCCAACAGAUCAUGUGGCUUCAACACAUGUAUGCCAGACAGUACUACAUGCAAUACUAUGCUGCUGCUGCAGCUGGUAGGUCCCCUAUUCAGAGAGGCCAGGAAAUCCCAGUGGUUCCACCUGCUGCACCAGACCCGUUACCUCAUCCUUUUCCAGCAAACCAACCACAGAAUCCAGAAGUUCAAGCUCCAGUUAAUCCAGUGGCCAAUCCCAAUUUGCGUAUGAAUGCUCAGGGAGGACUGGUGGAAGAAGAGGAUGAUGUUCACAGAGACUGGCUGGACUGGAUCUAUACAGCUGCACGAUUCUCCAUCUUCCUGAGUAUUCUGUACUUUUACUCCAGUCUGAGCCGCUUUAUGAUGGUCUUGGGUGCCAUGAUUCUCAUGUACUUGCACCAUGCUGGAUGGUUUCCAUUCAGACCAAGACCCCCCCCUGAGGAAGCUGCAAAUGUAAAUAUCCCUCCAAGGGCUGUCCCCAAUCACCAGGAUCAGAACAACAACCUACAGCAGGAAGAAGAUGAUCAGAUUGAGGAUCCUUCUGCUGACGGAACUGAAGCUGCCACUCUCCAAGCACAAUCGUUUUUGACAACAGCCUGGAUUUUCUUCAAAACAUUCUUUGCAUCAUUGAUUCCUGAAGGGCCUCCUGCUGUGGUUCACUGACUAUUGAUGAAAAUAAGACAUUUGUGACAAAUGCAGACAGAUGACUGCAUGUGCAUAGUCUUCCCUUUAUAACAUGGCGAAAAGCCUAAAUGAACUGAUGCUUUCUAGAUCUUGAACAUGGUUUUAUUCUGAAACAUUUCCUACACAAACCAUUUUGUUUUCUAACAAUCCAAAGAUGUGUAUAUAACAUAAAAUUGAGCAGAUUGUAUCUGUUCAUGCCAUAUGAUUCCUUGUGGAAUGGGGUAAUUUUACACUAAUUGUAGUGUUAAUGUUUACAUUCUGUAACAGUUCUAGCAUUGUGCUUUGAUUGCUAGCUGCUGCAGAGAAGGUCUUACUGUAAUCAGUAUUCUACUCUGCAUUAUAUGAUGUCACUUUGUGCCCAUACUGUAUGCUCAUAAGCUUGCACUUUAGUUAAAAUGUACAAUAAACUGACGCGUCAUAUUGUCUA